GAUGUGAAAACGGACAGCUUUUCCGCUGGUACCGUGAACGCUCCUCCACUGCGCCAGCAUGGAGCGACCGCAGCGCUGGAGAUGACGCACUCGACCGCGCUCCGCUCCCAAAAAAAGUGCUUCAGCGCGCGAACAUGGCGGCGACUUAACGCGGGGGGCGACAUGAUCGCGGCCGAUCUGGACAUCGACGGAGAAGCACCGAGGAGACCCGCGCUGCACACACGGAGGAGAGAGCACCGCGCCUUCCGCUGACCAACACAGAGCGAGAGAGAGAGAGACAGAUACAGAGAGAAAGCGAGAGAGAGGCGGCAGGUUCUCACCAGCGCAGCCCGGGGGAGGGAGAAAGAAACAGAGAGAUAGAGAGAGAGGGGGGAGAGAAAGAAGGGCAUGGUGCUGUGGAGAAGGAGGAGAAGAAGCGGGGUGAGCUCCGGAGAGCCACGCGCGAGGGGAAUAUGAGUGGCCUAAUCCGUGCCAGCGCGUUAACCGAACCGGAAUAGGGGAUCGACACAGAGAGAGAGAGAGUGUGUGUGAGAGAGAGAGAGUGCGAGAGGGCGAGAGAGUGCGAGAGAGAGAGAGAGUGUGCGAGUGAGAGAGAGAGACAGAGAGAGGGAGACCAUUUCCGUCUUUUCCAAAAAAGAUAAAUACGUAUUAAUGAAAUUAAGAAAAUAAAACACAGGGGUUACAAAUAAUAACAUACACUCACAAACCCCAAGUCAAUGAAUAUUGUGGCCACCCAGGAGCCGCCGCGGUGGAGUGGGCCAGCGCUGCGCUUUCCUAAAAUAUGACCAGCGGCGCUCGGACGUGUCGGCAGCAAGAUGAUGAUGAUGAUGACGGCUUAAAAACGUGGUGGUGGUGCGCGCCCCGCGAGGACCCGAUAAAGCCAGCGUUCAGCGACUCAGAAAGGGCCCACAGAUGGCGACUGUCCCUCGCCUGCCUCCUCCUCUUCCUCGCCGUGCUGCUCUCUGACCGUCUGUGGCUGCGCGCCGAGGCCGCGCUGGCCAGGGCCGGGUCCGGCUCCAGCGCGCUGCUCUCCGCCGGCGCCUCGCGCCAGCCCGUGCGGCCGCUGGCCUCGUGCCGCCCGGACAGCGUGUCCAAGCGUUGCUUCGCGGCGGAGGAGGACGCGGCGGCCGCGGUGUGCUCGGGCCUGUCCGGCGCCGAGUGGAACCUCAGUGACCUGUACCUCGCCUUCUGCGACUCUUACUCCCUCCUGGAUCUGUUCCACGGCCUGCGCGCGCCGCCCAACGCCAGCAGCUGCGGCCUCGCCAUGGCCCAGGGCAGCGACGACGGCCACGGCGACGGCUACGGCGCGGAGGGCUGCGUACGCUGCGUGCGCGCCUACCAGCACCUGGACCGGCAAGCGCGCGAGGCUUACGACGAGUUCGAGCUGCUGGUGCGGAAAUACGAAACGGAUGCAUACUCGGUGCGGACAUGCAUGGACGAGUGCACGACUGUCUACAAACACUGGCUGUGUUCCCAGUACUUCCAGACCACGCAGAUGCACUGCAGCAACAGGAUCCCAUGCAGGCAGUACUGCCUGGAGGUCCAGCAGAGGUGUCCCUUCAUAUUGCCUGACAACGAUGAGCUCAUUUAUGGCGGAAGCCCUAGUUUUAUAUGCACAGGGCUCCUAGAGGACAACCCUUCAGAUGCAGAAGCAGAGUGCUGUGACGUUCGAUGGGACAGCAAGCCAGACAACAGCUCCAAAGGGACUCUCAAAAGAACUCACCCGUCAUGCCAACACGGGACAUCCCUGACCUCGUCAGCAGCCUCCAGACUGUGCAACAGCAGGCUCAAACUCUGCCUGCUGGUUCUAGUCCUGCUCCAUACUGUCGCCACAAUCACAGCCUCCCAUAACCUCACCACCAUCUCCUCCCUGGAGGAGAACUCCACUAAUGAGGAGGGAUGAGGAGGCCGUUCAUUGCAGCCAGCAAAGCACUUCGGAGCUCAGUCCAGUGGGAUGGACCCUGGAACUACUGCAGUGCUUUCUGGGACAUGUAGUGCAGGACAGGAUUUUGUGGACACGCAAUCAACCAAGCAAAACAAACAAACAGACAUUAAAUAACACUGGACAAACUGGACAAACUUAAUCCAAUGUCAAGAACAAGGGACAACACCACAGCCUUUGUUGAAAGAGGCCACUCUAGGGCGGAGUUCUCUCGCACCAUAUUUUUUACACUGUGUCUAUGGUUUAGAUUUCUGUUGCACUAGAUGACUACAGGAUCUAUUCAUGUUCUCGUUUUCUUUUCAUUACUGGUCUUUGUGCAGGAAGGAAUGGGACACAUGGAUGGGUUACAUGUAAAAGUAUCAAGAUGAAAAGUUGAGCGUGUGCAUGUGAGUGUGUGUGCGCGUGAAUAUCCGUGUCCACUGAUAUGUUUUUGUUUAGAAUCAUAGUACUAUCUAUUGAAUGCUGCUCUGUCCAUCACAAGGAUUACUAUGGAGCCUCUAAAAUGGUUUGAAUAGGUCUAAAUUUUCAAAUCUACCUAAUUGAAUGUCCAAAUCCUCAGCUGAAGCCCAGAUUCACUGAUUCUCCCUCACUAAAGUCGAGUGUGCAGACAGUUUUGUUGCUAUUUUGAUGUCAGUGGUGCAGCAGGUCAGGAGCUUUCCAAGCCCCAAGUGCGUAUGCAUGCAGCAUACUGAAAGGGUAAAGUGGUUGAUAAAGCAUUUGUCAGACUGAAAUCUUUGGAAUAACUUUUGCUGCACAGGCAAACGUUUUCUCUUUUGUAUGUCCACUCAACCUGCACAAAAACAACAUAAAUUCAGUUUUUUUUCUGCCCCUGGUAGUAUAUUUAUAUAGACAUAUUCUCUUCUAUAUUCUAUAACUGCAUGUUAUUAUCAAUGUUUAGACGAAACAGCCUAAAUUUCAUGAAUAAAUCCAAAUGAUCUGAGGACAUCACGUUCAUAGCGCAACACGUUUGAUGCAGAGGUCUCAGCUGAAAUGACUCCUGUUUUUAUUUAGACUGUGGACUU
Messenger RNA from Colossoma macropomum (tambaqui), 2964 nucleotides. RefSeq names its product transmembrane protein FAM155A (gene nalf1b). Gene Ontology annotation, molecular function: stretch-activated, monoatomic cation-selective, calcium channel activity. Gene Ontology annotation, cellular component: plasma membrane. The record is from RefSeq and is a predicted model, not a curated record. The transcript has 3 exons. Gene Ontology annotation, biological process: calcium ion import across plasma membrane. NCBI's taxonomy places the organism in Eukaryota, Metazoa, Chordata, Actinopteri, Characiformes, Serrasalmidae. Bases 782 to 1903 code for a protein of 373 amino acids.